AUGGCAGAUUUACCAUGUUUACAACAACUCACUGUUAAGAGCACACCUAUAUCAGAUGAAAUAUGGGAACUCAUUUUGCAUAAACAUGGAAGGACACUUACUGAUAUGGGCAUUGAAAAGCAAGAACUGUCUGACAAUGUUUUAAGGGUUAUGUCACAAACUUGUAACAGUCUGACACGUUUAUCUAUUGAUGUGUACAAAGAAUCAACUAUUUCUCUUGCAUUUAUGGUGGCAAAUUUACCAAAUUUGCAUUCUUUAUUAGUAAGAUAUUCAUCACCUUUGAGAGAAAGUUAUUCUGAUGGGCUUUUCAAUGCUUUCUCUAAGCAUUCAAUCCCACAUUUAUAUGACUUAGAAUUAUGCAAUACAGGAAACUUUGAGGUAGACUCUUUGGAGAAUUUUCUAUCAAAAUCAAGACCUUCUCUUAGAUCAUUGAUAAUUGAUGAUUCUUCUGAGAUUACUGAAGCACAUUUUAAUGUGAUUCUUUACCAUCUCAGUGGCACACUAAAAACAUUAAGGGUUAAACAUGACAUUGGAUUGGUCAGUAGGGGUUGUAUUCAUAAAUUGAAGAGUAUAAUUGAUAAUUUUGUCAAAGAUGGUGAAUAUAUUAGUGAUAUAAGUAUGUUUGAUAACAUUUAUGUAUGCCCUCGUUCUACAGACUUUGUUGAUUUUAGUGAAUUUAUUACAUAUGAUGAUGAUAAUAUCAUUACACUUGAUGUCUCUACCCCUCCUAUGAAUAUGAAUGUUGAUGUUAUUUCUAAUAAUAACUUUGAUGAAUACAUUGCACAUGAUGCCUAUGUUAGUAUGUUUGAUUAUCCUGACAUUUUUGGAGAAUACACUGCAUAUAAUGACUAUACCAGUUGA
Messenger RNA from Paraglomus brasilianum, 861 nucleotides. The record is from the annotation of a GenBank genome assembly. NCBI's taxonomy places the organism in Eukaryota, Fungi, Glomeromycota, Glomeromycetes, Paraglomerales, Paraglomeraceae.